GCGGGAAUUACGACUAAAAUAAAUUUCAUUAUUUAGUUAAUUUUCAUCGCUUUUUGUACAGUUUUCCAUGAAAUAAAUCUUAUAUAAUGUCGUGUGAACCUUCCAAAUGGUGUAAUCCAGCGGAUGUAAUGAAAAGACGAAAAUUGAAGAAGAAAUCGAAGAGUAUUUCAGGAGAAUAUCCUCCUAAAACUGGCACGGUUUCACAUAUCGUAAACAAAGGUAUCAGCACAAAAAGGGCCAACCCUUUCAGUUGCAACAGUGUCAACAAAAGGAGGGCUGUUAUUAACUCUGAAACCGGUCUGGUAGAAAACAGUGUAUUUGAUUCAUUGAUUAGUACACAGCCUGAUAAACAUACCAACGAUAAUGAAGAAGAGAUUCGAUCGUAUUCCCAGCCAAACCCAAUUGUUGUUGGUACAGGAUCGACAGCUAAACUAUUCAGAACUCUGGAUAUUGAGGAAGAGGAUAAAGAGGAUUCAAAUACAACACCUAUUCUGUCAAGAUCUGUGUCGGUUUUUCAAAACAAGGGUAGACAAUUCCAGGAAAGAUUUUCUAAUUGCAUUCAAACUCCAGAUGAUAAAAGCACCCAUGAAAAAUUAGAAGAUUUACCACAGAUUAGUAAAGAGAGUUGUACUAUAAAAGAAAGAUUAGAUUUAUUACCUGUUGAUUGGAGUUUAAAAGGUAAACUACGGGUAACUAGUGAAGAAUCUCUAGCAUGGUGUGUUCAUAUGAAAUCUACAGAUCAAGCUGGUGGUCUUCAACAUUUUGUGGGGUGUAAAGAACAGUGGUCACAGGAUAAUUCAGAAUCAUCAUUUCACAGAUGUUCUCUCUACUGGCAGCAUCCAAACCUUCCCUGGACAAAACUUUUUCCUCGAAUAGUAUCAGAAAAUAAAAUAAGUCGAGCUAAUAUAAUAGGUAAUAGUGACGAUAUAAAGAAGUGUUUAUAUACAGAUUGGUCUGAUAGUUUUACAUCAGCUUUCCAUCAACUACGAUCAAACUAUUCACCAUAUUUCUAUAUGUGUACACAUCAGUUUACAGCGUUAUUCCGUGGUGUGGGUGUGGCCGGUAUUAAUUCUAUAUCAGCUUUAUUAACACCAACAACCAGAGGGUUCAGAGAAGCUCUUAAAACAGAAGGUAUUGAAUUUAAGAUGCCAUUACUUGAAAAAAAGAAAUCUAGUUUAGAAGAUGAAGAUACAGAGUUAGAAACUACCAAUACAGAAAAUACUAAACCAUGUGGAUCAAUAGAUGAUGAAGAUGCCCUAGAUACUGAUGAAGGAGCAUCUGUAUGGUUGGAGAGUCUAGGAUUAGACAAGAAACAGUUCCCAUCAUUAGAUCCUAAUAAAGUUAAAAUUCAGAAAGAAGGAUAUAAACGGGUUGAUAAUAGACCAGAAUCAAUGAUAUAUGUUGAAGGUGGUGAAGUUCAAGCUUUAUUUAAUUUUCUAUUAAACUGUCGAACUUGUAUAGCUAAUAGUGGUGAACAGGCUGGUAUCCCUCCUACUAUAUUAUCACCAUGUCCUUUUACUGGUGCUACAUUAAAAUCUAACAAGGUUAAACAUUCACAUGCCAAGCAGACAGAUAGUCAAGGCAAUUCUCAUAGAUCCCAUAUCUUAGAAAUCAGUGGACCUCUACUUCCUCAUAAUAUAUUAAAUAUAUCAUCCUUAUUCCGACAGAAAAUUGGUAGAGAAUUUAGUUUUACGUUUAAUAACCACGAACCUACAGCUCCUUUCAACAUCAAGAUAUCACAGAAUGUCGAGAAAGAUAAUAAUUUAUUUCAGAAUAUGAAUUUACGGUCUGAUGUGAGAGAUAGUUUGUAUGAUGGGCAGACAUUAGAACGUGAUGUUUGUUGUAUUAAAACUAUUAAUGGGUCGAAAGAUGGUUUUCAGGUUACGGUUUGAUAGUUCUUAGAUCUCACUCAGGGCCCUCACAUAGGGGCAGGCUGAGAGGCGUUGAGAUCUCACUCAGGGUCCUCACAUAGGGAGAGGCUGAGGGGCGCAUAUACCCAGGACCGACACUUUUCACGGGGCAGCAAAUUAUCUAAGUGCAUACCAGAAAUAUUCAAAGGGGGCUGAGAUUCCAAAUCACUGGUCUUUGCUUCUCCUAAACCUGUGGGUAACCCACUAAAAACAUCAACCUCGUUGGUUAACCAAAUUUCUGACGUCAUAGGGUCAAAAGCUGCUCGUAUGACCUCUGACGCGACCUUCCAGUACAACCGGUCAGAUCUUCAUGUAGGGUUGCCUGGAAAGUAUAAAAAACGAAACCAAAUACAAAUUGGUUUAAUUAUUGCUCAUACCUGAAUUAUAAUUUAUGUUGUUAAUGGGAUUAAUUUAAUUCUGAUAUAUUGUAUAGUUGUUUCUAGGUUUCAUGA
This is a messenger RNA of Patella vulgata (common limpet), 2362 nucleotides long. RefSeq names its product protein downstream neighbor of Son. The transcript is spliced from 8 exons. Gene Ontology annotation, biological process: nuclear DNA replication. Lineage: Eukaryota; Metazoa; Mollusca; Gastropoda; Patellidae. Bases 87 to 1892 code for a protein of 601 amino acids. Gene Ontology annotation, cellular component: nucleus. The record is from RefSeq and is a predicted model, not a curated record.